Messenger RNA from Lodderomyces elongisporus, 246 nucleotides. RefSeq lists its product as uncharacterized. NCBI's taxonomy places the organism in Eukaryota, Fungi, Ascomycota, Pichiomycetes, Serinales, Debaryomycetaceae. The transcript has a single exon. The record is from RefSeq and is a predicted model, not a curated record. Bases 1 to 246 code for a protein of 81 amino acids.
AUGUCAGUGUCCAUACCAGAACAACCAGCAAACCAAGGGCCAUUCAAUGCCCAACACGGCUAUGCCGAUAUAAAUGUCAAGCCACAAAAAUACUCGGAUAAGCCUACGCCAAUUUCACCACAUAGCCAUCAGAACAAGGCUUCUGGGUUUGUCUCAGAGCACACAGAUAAAGAACAUGUCAAGAAGUAUGCAGAGCUGGGAGGAAAGAGGUUGUUCAACAUGCUUAUUGGGUUCCUUUGUCAUUGA